AUGAAUGCAAAGCUUGAAACGACCUACCAGGCCGCCUUCUUCGAGACCAAGGGCGCAAAACUCACUCUCAAGGAGGUACAGCUCCAAGAACCCGGUCCGGGCUAUAUCUUGGUAAAGGUCCUUGCUUGCGGCAUCUGCCACAGCGACCGUUUCGUGCAACUGGGCUUACUAGGAGACUUGUUUCCUCGCGUGCCGGGCCAUGAAGCAGUUGGAGACGUUGUCGCUGUAGGCGAGGGAGUUACUCGCUUCAAGGGAGGGGAACGCGUUGGAGCGGCCUGGCAUGGAGGCCACGACGGAUCAUGCCGUUCAUGCCAACGGGGAAUGUUUCAGCUUUGCAGCAACGGCGCAGUCAACGGCGUGACAAUUGACGGAGGUUUCGCCGAAUAUGUCCUGUUACGCGCCGAAGCAGCCGUUCGAGUGCCUCUAGACGCAGAUCCGGCCGAGAUUGCUCCUCUUCUAUGCGCCGGCGUCACCGUCUUCAAUGCCAUGAGAAACAUGGGCGUGAUGCAAGGCGGACUUGUUGCUGUCCAAGGCCUUGGAGGACUCGGACAUCUGGCGCUGCAGUACGCGGCCAAGAUGGGAUACACAGUCGUUGCUUUGAGUUCUUGCAGCGACAAAAAGGACUUUGCGACGCAACUGGGCGCUCACUAUUACAUCGACACGAGCGCCGAAGACGCAGUGACGGCCCUGCAGAAAUUCGGAGGCGCCAACAUGAUGGUUUGUACUGCUCCGAAUAGAGAGGCCGUCAGUCCACUUGUUGCCGGUCUGGCACCUUCAGGGAAGCUCGUCGUGCUGGCACCGCUUGGCCAAGUCGAGUUUGAUACGGCCUCGAUGGUUAUGAACGGCACCAGCGUCCAUGGCUGGAAUUCAGGACACCAGCAGGAUUGCGAGGAUGCGAUUGCUUUUGCGCACACGCACGGGGUCAAGUGUAUCGUUGAGAGAUUCCCGUUUCUGACGGGAUAUCAGGAUGCCUUUGAGAAGAUGGAAAGCGGCAAGGUGCGCUUCAGGUCUGUGAUGACUCUUUAG
Molecule: messenger RNA, 1026 nt
Organism: Trichoderma atroviride IMI 206040
Lineage: Eukaryota; Fungi; Ascomycota; Sordariomycetes; Hypocreales; Hypocreaceae
Product: putative secondary metabolism biosynthetic enzyme
Cellular component (GO): cytoplasm
Molecular function (GO): alcohol dehydrogenase (NAD+) activity; zinc ion binding
Source: RefSeq, a predicted model, not a curated record